UGAAUUUAAACCUGUAACUAUAAAUGAAAAAGAAAUAAAGAUAAAAUCAUCAAUCAAUCAUCAGCAUUCAAUAAAGAUUCAACCAGUCUUCAAUAAAAACAAAUCUCAUUAAUCAUCAUGUUCAAAUUCGUUGCUUUCUUAUGUGUUAUUGCCGUCGCUAAAGCUGGUAUCCUUACUCCAUCAUUGAGUAUUGCUGCUCCUCCAACUAUUGUAUCAGCUGCACCAGCUUUGAAUAUUGUAAGGACUGCACCAAUUGCUUUGGGUACAACUACUAUUGGAGCUCCAUUAGGCCUUACUAGUGGAAUUAUCUCCAAUGGACUGAUUUCUGGUGGAUUGAUCUCAAAUGGAAUUGGGUCUGGUGGAUUAGUUUCAAAGGGUUUGAUCUCUGGUGGAUUAGUGUCUGGUGGAAUUAUUAACAGUGGUUUAGUAUCCUCAGGAAAACUGUUGAUCUAAUUAAAUGAUAGUUAAAAGAAGUAAGUUCCUAAAUUUUUGAUACUGAUGGAAAAAUAAAAUGAAAAAUCGAAAAU
Episyrphus balteatus (marmalade hoverfly) is the source of this 527-nucleotide messenger RNA. RefSeq lists its product as uncharacterized. The record is from RefSeq and is a predicted model, not a curated record. The transcript has 2 exons. NCBI's taxonomy places the organism in Eukaryota, Metazoa, Arthropoda, Insecta, Diptera, Syrphidae. The coding region runs from base 118 to 453 and encodes 111 amino acids.